Molecule: messenger RNA, 3224 nt
Organism: Myotis myotis
Lineage: Eukaryota; Metazoa; Chordata; Mammalia; Chiroptera; Vespertilionidae
Gene: SGK2
Product: serum/glucocorticoid regulated kinase 2
Exons: 15
Coding region: 399-1508 (369 amino acids)
Biological process (GO): protein phosphorylation
Molecular function (GO): protein serine/threonine kinase activity; ATP binding
Source: RefSeq, a predicted model, not a curated record
UAGCUGGGAGGUUGAACUUGAACUGGUUCGCAGUUUGAGUGAGUGGAUGACAGGUCACCCCUGACUGGGAAGGUUCUUCCGGCGAUUCAGGAUUGGGGGACCAUGCAGAGAGACAGGAGGGCAGAGCUGUGCUCGGGGCUGCUCCCCAGGACCUGAGCUGGGACCCAGCAUUUUCAGCUCUGCCGGGUCCUGCAUGACAUCAACGGUCCCCUCGGUGCUGAUGCUGCCGGGAGUUCCGAGCUGGGGCCAGGCCGGCGCCAGGCACAGACACUUCAGCCCUUGUUGGGAGAACAGAGAGAGGCUGUGUUGUCCAUUGCCCAUCCUCCGGCUCCAACUGCUGGUUCUCUCAAAGGCCUCUCCUCAGGCCGGCGCAGCACCCACCCUAUCACUGUUACAGAAUGGACUCUAGUGCCAGCCCAGCGGGGACUUCCAGUCCACAGCCUUCAAGGGCCAAUGGGAACAUCAACCUGGGGCCUUCAGCCAACCCAAAUGCCCGGCCCACUGACUUCGACUUCCUCAAAGUCAUUGGCAAAGGCAACUAUGGGAAGGUCCUCCUGGCCAAGCGCAAGUCCGACGGGAUGUUCUAUGCAGUGAAGGUGCUGCAGAAAAAGUUCAUCUUAAAGAAUAAAGAGCAGAACCACAUCAUGGCGGAGCGCAACGUGCUUCUGAAGAACGUGCGGCACCCCUUCCUCGUGGGCCUGCGCUACUCCUUCCAGACCCCCGAGAAACUCUACUUCGUGCUCGACUACGUCAAUGGAGGAGAGCUCUUCUUCCACCUGCAGCGGGAGCGCAGGUUCCUGGAGCCCCGCGCCCGGUUCUACGCUGCCGAGGUGGCCAGUGCCAUUGGCUACCUGCACUCCCUCAACAUCAUCUACAGGGACCUGAAACCAGAGAACAUUCUCUUGGACUGCCAGGGACACGUGGUCCUGACAGAUUUUGGCCUCUGCAAGGAAGGUGUAGAGCCGGAGGAGACCACAUCCACAUUCUGUGGCACCCCCGAGUACUUGGCUCCAGAAGUGCUUCGUAAAGAGCCUUAUGAUCGGGCGGUGGACUGGUGGUGUCUGGGCGCCGUCCUCUACGAGAUGCUGCAUGGCCUGCCACCCUUCUACAGCCGAGACAUCUCCCAGAUGUAUGAGAACAUUCUGCACCAGCCACUACAGAUCCCUGUGGGCCGGACGGUGGCUGCCUGUGACCUCCUGCACGCCCUUCUCCACAAGGACCAGAGGCAGCGGCUGGGCUCCAAGGCAGACUUUACUGAGAUCAAGAACCACGUAUUCUUCAGCCCCAUAAACUGGGAUGACUUGUACCACAAGAGGCUGACCCCACCCUUCAACCCAAACGUGGAAGGACCUGCUGACUUGAAACACUUUGACCCAGAGUUCACCCAGGAAGCCGUGUCAAAGUCCAUUGGCUGCACUCCCGACACUGUGGCCAGCAGCUCCGGGGCCUCAAGUGCAUUCCUGGGAUUUUCCUAUGUGCCCGAGGAUGAUGCCGUCUUGGAUUGCUAGGAGACAAGUACCUGUGAAGCCACUGAAGACAGCUGGUACCUCGCAGUCCCCUGCCCCAGGAACUAUAGGGGAUGAAGCGGAAGACCAUGGAAAACACACCAAUGACACUGACACUGGAGACCAAAGCUGGUCAGCAGAGCUGUUGUCACCCUUUGGCCUGCAUUGAGAAUUCUGAAAGUCUGAUUUGAUUCCUAUCUUAAUAGUGUCUGUUAGUUGACAAAUGUGGAACAUGAGGGAGGGGCCCAAAUUCCCCCAGCUCCCCAGAGCAAAAUUCAAGAUUCUAAUUGUCUGAAAUGUGCUGGCACUGCCAAACGUACACAAUUUGCUAUGGACUAGGAAACCCAUAAUGACUCUCUCUAAGACUAUAAGAUCACAAAAAUUUCAGGAUAGAAAAUAAAAAUGAAGAAAAACUAUGACAUUGAUCAUGCUAAGCCUAUGUUUAUUGAGCACAUUCUGAGUGUUACCUGCAUUAUCUACACUCCUCACAGUAAGCCAGCACCUAGAAAUUAAACUUCCCUUUAUAAAUAAGGAAUACUUGCUCAGAGAGAUUAAGCAACUUGCCCAGGGUCACCCAGCUGGUACAAGGCACAGCCAGGAAUGAAACUUGGUGGCAGCUGAUUCUAAGGCCUUUGCUCUUUCCACAACUCCCAACAGUGGGAGACGCGCUCUGGACAGGCACUCUUGUUCUUCUAGCCAACACUGACUCUACAUCAAGCAGAAGGGUACCAGCACUCAAGUGGCACCGCCUGCUCUCUACAGAGGAAACACAUCGCUUCCAUUUGUAUCCCUCACCGAAGACUGUAGUCACCCAGUUUUGCACCAAAAUACAGCAUCCCCGGGAAGACAACUCCGAAUCACCCGCCUCCACUUUUGAACUUGGCAAUGACAGUAGUUGUGAAAAGGCACCACGAGUUUUGUUUUAAGAUCCCUACACUCCUGCCACUCUGCACAGGCUGAAGGUUCUAACAAACAUAAAUUCAAACAGAAACUGUCCGCAGUCUGCUCUCACUGGGUUGGCCCGCGAGGCGAUGGCACUGCACCAAGGUCCGCACGUCCAGAGCGCUCCCCUGGCGCAGGGAGGCCGUUUGCUGGCACCUGCGCGCUCUCAGGGCGAUGGCUGUUUCGCAGGAGCAGCUCCUGCCCGGAACGCUCUUCCCAGCCCUCGCCUUAAUGAGUAUCCCUCUCCUUUCAUAUCGCUGCUCAUCGGGGCGCCUUUCGGCCCAGCUCCGGCCCCUCGCAGCUCCCUCAAGACAGUUUAUAUUUUCACUUUUUUCUAAGAUCUGACCAGGUCUAACUCCUCGCUGGGAGACGCCGGGACGGCGGGUUCAUCGCCAUAUCCUGGGUCUGUUACUGUGGUGCUCAGCGUGGCAGGACAAAUCAAAGAGAAAGAACGAUCUCAUGUCACCCUUCUCACCACUAAACGCUCCUCCGGGAAGUCGUCCCUGACCUCCCUGAGAGCCCAAACCCACGCGCAUCGCGCUGCAAGUCCCAGAUCCGGCGCUCCCGGCGCCCGGGCACCGUGUCCAGGUCUCAGCCGCUAAGCCCCGCCCCUUCCCCUUGGCGCCUGCGCUCUGGGGAUCGAUCCGGGGCGUUGCUCACCCGGGACCGGAAGUCUUCACUCUUCUUCAUCCUAGGGGUCGAGCGAAGUUCCGGCCCUUGGGACCUACCAUUUAUACCAGCCUUUAAUAAGACUUGAUACUAAAGACACAAUUAAAU